Trypanosoma brucei brucei TREU927 is the source of this 4299-nucleotide messenger RNA. RefSeq lists its product as hypothetical. NCBI's taxonomy places the organism in Eukaryota, Euglenozoa, Kinetoplastea, Trypanosomatida, Trypanosomatidae. The record is from RefSeq and is a predicted model, not a curated record. The coding region runs from base 1 to 4299 and encodes 1432 amino acids. The transcript has a single exon.
AUGCGUCGCCUACAAAUUCGGGCAUCAUUGCCCUUUUCUUCUGGAGAACUUUUGAUCUCAACAACAGACAACAGCUGGCCGUCUUUUACUAUCCGCGUGCAACGUCGGGACACAGCGGGAUUGUCACGUGAGCAGCGGCGAAGUCAACCGAACGCAGACCCUACUACCGGGCAUCAAAUUUCUGUUGUUGAGCCUCCUGAUUUAACUCACCAUAUCCAGUUUGGUUUGAACAACCUAGAGUAUGUUACUUUGCCCGACGUCUCAGAGGCGGAUCGCACGCGAACCGAUAUGGAAAAAGAGCGUGACAUGCAAAAGCGGUUUGGUGAAGGCGGGCCGGGUGAGCGCACCAAUAAGAGUUCACAGCAGGUUCGCCGUGACAUGUUGCAAGGACAACAGGAUGUGGAUGGUCUCCCAUGGGAGGUACGUUGGAGGAAAACGGUAAUACCGACACCGGAGGAGAUGGUUCAAGAUGUCCGUGAUCGUUUCGAUUUAUACAUUCAGGAUCCCAUUGACCGUGAGCAAGAAUGGUAUCUGCAUUGGAAGGAUCGUUCUUUUAAAAUUCAGAAGGAUCGUAUGAUUUGGCCCCAGGGAUACACGGACUACCUUGAUCACUAUGAUGCUCACGGCAGGCGUCGUGUUCUUCCAUCGGAUCAGCGUUGGUCCGAUACCUCUUGGAAGCAUUUAGCUGAUACAAAAUAUAAAGAUCGAAUGUGGCUUAUCGAGGGUGAAGAGCGAAAUGCUGUGCACCAAAGCCUCAAGGCCGAACAUGAACUGUUGGGGGAGGAGGAGCAGCGGCAGCUGGAAAUGGCUGACGUAUACAACGGGAUCGUUUCUGGGGUAGUUGAUCUUGAUCCUGAGCAGACCUACCAAGCCCUUUCGGGCACCGCGGACCCACUGGAAGUUGCUCGUACCAAAAUGAAACUUCAAGCAUACGGUGCAAGGCAAGCGUUAGAGUGUGCCAAGGGAAUUGAUUCACCGCGAUUAGAUCCUAUUUCAGGCCUACCGAAAGCCGACAUGGCCCCACUCCCAACGGGGGUCACUGUGGAACAGGGCGUUGCUAUUGCUGCCCAUGCGAACAUCAAAAAUGAAAUGCUGGAGCAAACAGCUGAUAUCGCAAGACAGGCUGGACAGGAUCCUGUUCCUGCUUUAAUGAAAGCUCACUACAAGGCUUCAAAGCAGUACGAUGAUCGUCCGGCACUUCGCUCCCUCGUGGAGGAAAAAAUUGAAAGGACCACAAGAACUCUGGAGACAACAUCUGACUCCAAGUUAGGUGAUGCAGGAAGGAUUGUGGAGCAGAUUGAAAGUUCGGCAGUUCCUGUCAUUGGGUGUAAACUCAAUGAAUCUGAGAAGCUCUCGGAAGCCUCUUGCACGAGCAGCGAAACGGAGCGACAGGCAUCUAAAGAAGGGAAGCCACACAAAGGAACCCCAGCGGGGUUCAUUGAGGUGAAAAAACGUCCGCAAGGCGCCGAACCGGACAUCCCAACGGAACUGUAUCAUGUUCCCUGUGGUCGUGAAACGGAAGGUAUGCCCGAGUGGUACCGCAGAACCCUCGUGGAAACUGAGCCGAUGAUUCAAUCAUAUGGUUUGACACAUGAUCCCCUUGAAAGGCGGAUUGUUGACACCCACGAAUACUACGAUCCACCGCAACUGACUGAAGACACUCGUAUUACAAAUGAUGACGCUGUUGCCGGUGUUUCGUCUUUUGACGAGCUCAAAAUGAGAAAAAUGAAGUCAUUACCUGAAUUAGUGGAGGGCUACAAGCCCCUCCCACUCUACCGGGAGGUGGCAUCAGGAAAAGGUGAUGCGGGCCCACAAGACAAUAGUGUUUCUGGUGGAUCAGCAAAAAGAUCUGAUUUACUACGCAAAGAAAGACAGGAUCGGGUGCGAAAGGCGAAGGUACACUAUGACCCGGACAUCCUUCUUCCUUCGCUUCCAUGGGAAUCGGACUCUAUUGCCGAUCCGUACCGUGGAGUGGCGAAGGGGGAUGCAAUAGACUUCAACAAAGCGGACCUGGAGAAAACGUGGAGGGCAUAUCGUGAUACGUUUCGGCAAAGCAUGACAGAGUUCGGCAACCUUACGCAAGUAACAACUGAGGACAAGUGUGAGCGGAUGUUGAUGGAUGUGAUGGACCGCUUCCGUCGCGGAGACGUUGGGGAUCAUCCUCAGAUUCCGGAGGAGUUGGAGGCUAUUUUCCGCAUGAUAUUUGAAGCACACACUAAACAUUUUCUGUCGGAUUUCUACAGAUUCAAGGGUAACCGUGUAACUGAGGGAAAGACCGUGAAGGCGGAGGCUGACGAAAUCCUUCGUCGUGCUUCUGCAAAAUGCAAGCUUCUGGGUCCCAACUUCAUGAACUUCAUACAGGAAAUGACUUCUUUGGAGCUUGAUUCGGUUCGCAACAACCCCGCUCAGCGUUACGCCAUCAUGGUCCGUGACCGGGCGUACGAACCUCUGGGAAAGCCAUUUAUUAACUGGAUAAACAGUGAACUUAGUGAAUUCAUUGUGAAUGAAUUUCAAGGCAUCGAGCAGCUCGAGACCCAUAUGGAGUUUCUCAAACGACACGUGAACGACGCCAGAGCUAAAUGUCCAAUGCGUCUGGAAGGGGUCCGUGAUUCAGCACGCGAUGCUACUGUCGAAGCCUUUUAUCAGUGGUGUCGUGGUGCCCUUUGUUUUUACGCGGGGAAACAUUUGCAGCGCCUGUGUAUUGACUUUGCUGAUACUCGUUUUCGUACGAGGGCCGAAGAACUGUUUGAGGACUCUAUCGAAUGGUUUUCUAACUAUGCUAAAGCAUCUAAUGGGAUUGUGCAGAUACCUAUUCCUGACUCCGAUCCUCCGUAUGAGUAUGAGGAGAAGGACUUUCUUGAUGGUGAAAACGCUAUUUAUGAGGAGAUCUCUGGGCAUUUGGACAAGGCUGAGGGCCUUUGGCAUUCUGGAACCUCUAGGAGGUGGUAUCCGGUUAUCGAUGAAACGGAGUACAUAUGGUACAAUGAGCGGCGCGGCCGCAUAACUCUUGCGCUUGACAUCUCGGAUCGCUGCCUGGAGAACGUGAACAAGAAGACACAUCCGUCAGUGCAUCCCUUUCCUGAACGGGCCCGGCUUUUCUUGGAAGGGGCACCACUGACACAAGAAACUGCAGAACAUCUCUGGAUGCGGCACCUGGGUGACCUAUACUACGAACACAGUGAGCUAAUGUUCCGGAACGGUCGCUUCCAGACCGCUCGCAUCUAUCGGGAAAAGUGUCUGAACCUCUACCACUUGGCAACCCGAACUGCAGCUGAGCGGCUUCCGCCAUCAUGGAAAGCGCCUCUGCUAACGAGGGCAAAGUAUCUGAUGCGGGUUUAUGAGCCUGGCUCCGGCGUGGAAGAGCAUAUAAAAGAUGUGGAGCGCGUUGUUGACAGACUUUUUGCGGAAAAGGAGCCACCACAUUGGAUCGAGCCUUUUUCUGAGUUACCCUACAGGCUCGCGGUAGUGCAUGCAAAUCUGCCUGCCUUUGGGGAGUGCAUUACCGCCAGAGUGAAGUCGUGUGUUAAAAAUUCGCCUGGUAAUGAGUUACUCUUGAAAAACAUGGAGCAACGUUCCCGUGGAGGCGCACAGUUGCCUGAGACGGAGGAAUACUUCGCGGCUGUGGACAGGGUUGCUGAUGAGGUGUUUCGGAAGCGAAUACUACGGUGGCGAUCUCAGGAGUGCGAGGGAUCCGAUCCUUAUCUUUUCUGGACCCACCUUUACUUCGCAUUCCGUGUCCACCCGAAAAGUUGUGAGGAAGUUGCGAAAAUGUGGGAUAUGUAUGAGCCUGCCUAUCUAUACAUAUAUACUCAGGGCGCACUUGCGUCCCGCAACCGUGGGCAAAAACUAAUCAAUGAUGCACUACGCCGGGUUUGCCAAAUUCUCUUGCCAGGUGAUGAAAAACAAAAGAAGGUUCUUCUCCGAGAACUGGUGAAAGUGCGGGAGAAGUUGUCGCACCUGGUGCACAGGCGGGAAUUGGACCAAACUAUUCACGCACUGGAAUCUCAUCUUGCCGAUCCGUCACGGCAGACAUUCUGUUACGGCACCUCUCUUCUGUACCGUGAAGCUCUGACACACGAGCGGAUAGCGAACAACCCAAGCCUUCGAGCAGAUCUAGCCGCUCGAGACUAUGCGGAAUUGAAGCAACGGAAGGCGUCUCUUCAGACGCAGGGAAGCUCGCUAAAUCCACAACAAGCAGCUAAGCUGCAGGAGCAGCAAGGUUGCACUAUGCUGGUGGAUGAGGAGGCUAUUGGGUUGAAACCAGACCCCUCUACAAAGGAACUAUUCGAAACAAAGUAG